Xenopus laevis (African clawed frog) is the source of this 2286-nucleotide messenger RNA. RefSeq names its product claudin 4 S homeolog (gene cldn4.S). Gene Ontology annotation, molecular function: structural molecule activity. Bases 56 to 685 code for a protein of 209 amino acids. The record is from RefSeq and is a predicted model, not a curated record. Gene Ontology annotation, cellular component: bicellular tight junction; membrane; plasma membrane. NCBI's taxonomy places the organism in Eukaryota, Metazoa, Chordata, Amphibia, Anura, Pipidae. The transcript has a single exon.
ACCUGAGCCUCAUUCAUACAGCACGUUAGCACCGAGACACAGCAACAGUAACGCAAUGGCUUCCAUGGGGCUUCAAGUGUUGGGCAUCGCCCUGUCGGUUAUCGGCUGGCUGGGAUCGCUAGUCUGCUGCGUUCUUCCCAUGUGGAGGGUCAGUGCCUUUAUUGGCAACAACAUCGUGGUGGCGCAGAUCAUCUGGGAGGGAUUGUGGAUGAACUGCGUGGUGCAGAGCACGGGGCAAAUGCAGUGCAAAGUAUACGACUCUUUGCUGGCCCUUCCCCAGGAUCUACAGGCAGCCCGAGCCCUGACUGUCAUCUCUGUCCUUGUGGCCCUGCUGGGGCUUAUGAUGUCCAUUAUCGGGGGCAAGUGCACGAACUGCGUGGAGGAUGAAUCUUCCAAAGCCAAAGUCAUGAUCGUGUCUGGCAUCGUGUUCAUUGUGGCUGGUGUGCUCACCCUCAUCCCAGUGUCCUGGUCUGCCAACAACAUCAUCCGAGACUUCUACAACCCACUGGUGGUGGAGGCGCAGAAGAGAGAAUUAGGUGCAGCGUUAUACAUCGGCUGGGCGGCCGCCGGGCUCCUGCUGCUUGGAGGCGCAAUGCUGUGCUGCAACUGCCCACCAAGGGAUCAGAAACCCUACUCUGCCAAGUACACCCCAGCUCGCUCCGGUGCAACCAGCAACUACGUCUGAGCGGCCGUCCGCAUGGGACCAACUGACUUUAUACGCGGCCUUGAACAUAUUUUUAACAUAUGCAUUUUGCCAUCUGCCGCAAAGGCUCGUCACAAACCAAUACUGACUUUUGUAUGGACACAUUGAAGGACAUUUCAUCACUUUCUGCUUGUUCUUUCCCAGAUGUUUUACCCCACCAUGGAGAAAGGGGCACGUGUAGCCUUAACUGACAGUGAGCAGAGUUCCCCUUCUAACUACCAGUGAGCAGAGUUUCCCUCCUAACUGAGAGUGAGCAGAGAUUUGCUGGGGGCUAAAAGGGAACUUCAUGUAAAACAACUGAUCUACUGGGAGGGGUUGCAUAACUUAAAUUUUUGGGUUGGAGCCCAUUCACUGGUCAUUAUCUAGCUAUGCUUGGGUCUCACAAUUGGCGGUUCAGUACACACGAUAGGCUGCUAUUUGCUUUUCUGGCCAGAUUACAGGUUUCCCAUGCUGCAGCUCUGAAUAUGUACUGAUCCAAAUACAGAUUGCCUAAUUGAAACAUCUGCCAUUGAACUGCAGGUGUCUUUACCAUUAAACUGGUGCGUAUGUCAGAUGCAGUCAGUAGCUCAUUUUGGGCACUGGCAGGUUCAUUUUUAAAAGUAUUCUGUACAUCUGUCUAAAAUGGAAUACCCUUAGAUUGUAGAGUUAGGAGACCUGCUAGGGGUAUUCAGGUCAAACUCAGGGAAAACGCUACUCUAAAGGAAUGGUUCCCACACUGUUGGGCUGGCCCAACCUAGAGAGGGAGAAUGGAGACCAGAUAGGGUGAUAUUUGGGGAGAAUACUUAUUUAUUCCCCUAUUCAGGUGCUUUUGAGGUAAAAACAUAUAUGCUAUCCUAGAAAUUCUAUGGCUGAUAUACCAGCAUUUUCCUAUAUCUGCUUUUUUUUUUCCUAUGACUAAGGGAGGGCCCUGCAUAAAUAUUGGACACCCAAGGUUUAAAUAACUUUUCUAAAAUGACCAAAGAUUGGGCUGGUGGGGAUUUAUUUUUUUUAAACUUGUGCUCUAAACUGUUUUUAUCUUUGCUUUCGUUAACUGGGAAGCCAUGGAAAUGUCAGUGCCAAUAGUAUGAAUUUGGAACAUACCCCCAGUUAAUUAACCACCUUGCACUAUAACUGCAUUGCGGAGCCUGCACUAGGGAAAUUCCUAUGUUUGAGCAAGUAUUCUGUAUAAUUCUGUAAAUCUUUCAGUUUGUGUGUUCCCUCAUUUUCCUCCCAGGUCAUUGUCUAAACAAUAAACCUGCUGAGCAGCAUUUGUGCAACUGAACACACCUGUACCUACCCUUUUAUUUAGAUAAUUGCACCAUUUAACCCUCAGGGUGUGUCAGGACUCCAAAGAAAAAGACUCACCCAUCACCAUUGUAAAGCCUUCCCUUUGCUUAUUCUCUUAGCAAUAAUUUGUCCUUAUUUUCUUUAUGGCAAGGGCACAGGAAACCAACUGAAUUGUAUUGCUUAGUAUGAUCUUAUGUUUUACCAGAAGAGCCAAGUAUGUCUAUUUUAUUUUAAACCGCUUAUAUUUUUGUAUGUAUUUGUCAUGAUUAAUGGUAUUCUAAAUAACCUGUUUUCUAAAAUAAAUAUGAAACAGAUGA